Molecule: messenger RNA, 1689 nt
Organism: Fraxinus pennsylvanica
Lineage: Eukaryota; Viridiplantae; Streptophyta; Magnoliopsida; Lamiales; Oleaceae
Source: the annotation of a GenBank genome assembly
AUGGCGACUAUGAUGCAACCUCAAAUCAUACUGCUGAAGGAAGGGACAGAUACAUCCCAAGGAAAACCACAGUUAAUAAGCAACAUAAAUGCGUGUAUGGCUGUGGCCGAUGUAGUGCGGACCACUCUUGGUCCGAGGGGUAUGGACAAGCUAAUCCAUGACGAGAAGGGAAACACUACCAUUUCGAAUGACGGGGCCACCAUAAUGAAGCUUCUUGACAUCGUUCACCCUGCUGCAAAGAUCCUCGUGGAUAUUGCCAAGUCACAAGACUCCGAGGUUGGCGAUGGAACCACUACAGUAGUUCUGCUUGCUGGAGAAUUUCUAAAGGAAGCAAAACCAUUUAUUGAGGAUGGAGUUCACUCUCAAAAUCUUAUAAGGAGUUAUCGAACAGCUAGCCAUUUGGCCAUCGAGAAAGUUAAAGAAUUAGCCGUUAGUAUAGGGGGAAAAAGCUUAGAAGAGAAGAAGAAUUUGUUGGCUAAAUGUGCUGCUACAACACUCUCUUCGAAGCUUAUUGGUGGUGAGAAGGAGUUCUUUGCAUCCAUGGUUGUGGAUGCUGUCAUUGCCAUUGGAAAUGAAGAUAGGCUAAAUAUGAUUGGAAUUAAGAAGGUUCCUGGAGGUAACAUGAGGGAUUCUUUUCUUGUGAAUGGAGUUGCCUUCAAAAAGACAUUCUCGUAUGCUGGUUUUGAACAGCAACCAAAGAAAUUUGAAAACCCCAAGAUACUUUUGUUAAACAUAGAAUUGGAGCUAAAAUCAGAGAAAGAAAAUGCUGAGAUAAGGUUGUCAGAUCCACUACAGUAUCAAUCAAUUGUUGAUGCUGAAUGGAAUAUCAUAUAUGACAAGUUGGACAAAUGUGUUAAGAGUGGAGCCAAAGUUGUUCUGUCACGGCUUGCUAUUGGUGAUCUGGCAACACAGUAUUUUGCAGAUCGAGAUAUAUUUUGUGCAGGACGUGUUACAGAAGAAGAUCUGCAGCGGGUUGCUGCUGCUACUGGUGGAACAGUGCAAACAACCGUGAACAACAUUAUUGAUGAGGUUCUCGGUUCUUGUGAGCUUUUCGAGGAGAGUCAAGUAGGAAAUGAGCGAUUUAAUAUAUUUAGUGGAUGCCCAUCUGGUUGCACUGCCACUAUAGUUCUGCGUGGUGGAGCAGAUCAGUUCAUUGAGGAGGCUGAGAGAAGUUUACACGAUGCAAUUAUGAUUGUCAGAAGGGCUCUGAAAAACUCCACCGUUGUUGCUGGUGGUGGUGCUAUUGAUAUGGAAGUAAGCCGAUACUUGAGGCAGCAUGCACGUACAAUAGCUGGGAAGUCUCAGCUCUUUAUAAACUCUUAUGCAAAAGCUCUUGAGGUUAUCCCGCGGCAACUGUGCGAUAAUGCUGGUUUUGAUGCAACUGAUGUGUUGAACAAACUAAGACAAAAACACGCUCUUCCAUCCGGAGAGGGUGCACCUUAUGGUGUAGAUAUCAACACUGGUGGAAUUGCUGAUUCAUUUGCUAACUUUGUUUGGGAGCCUGCAGUUGUUAAGAUUAAUGCUAUAAAUGCAGCUACUGAAGCAGCUUGCCUUGUGUUGAGUGUUGAUGAAACCGUUAAGAAUCCUAAGUCGGAGAGUGCACAAGGAGAAGCUGCUGCAAGUGCCAUGGGUGGCAGAGGACGAGGUGGAGCUGCUUUCCGAGGUCGUGGACGGGGAAUGAGGAGGUGA